Cuscuta epithymum is the source of this 2045-nucleotide messenger RNA. The record is from the annotation of a GenBank genome assembly. Lineage: Eukaryota; Viridiplantae; Streptophyta; Magnoliopsida; Solanales; Convolvulaceae.
AGGCAAUGCCUAUUUGCCUCGUACAAAGGUUCGGCCCUCCUUUUGUGAAAAUUGAAAAACCCUAAAGCUUCUUGUUGCCCUGAUACAUCAUUUCUCGCCUAUAUAUACUCUCAAAGUGAUCAGAAUCAUCCCUGCUUUGUAUACUCUUCUCUUUGCCCGGCCGCACAUUCACUCAUCUAAAGAAAGUCUGGAGUAUUGUAAAUCCGUGGUUGAUUUUAAAUAGACGUGUGAGAACCAACAAUUUUGAAGAUCUCGAUGUCUUUUGUUAUCUCAUCUCUGUUUGUGCCAUAAUCCACCAUGGGUAAGGAAAAGGUUCACAUUAGCAUUGUUGUCAUUGGCCAUGUUGACUCUGGGAAGUCAACCACCACUGGUCAUUUGAUCUACAAGUUGGGAGGUAUUGACAAGCGUGUGAUUGAGAGGUUUGAGAAGGAGGCAGCUGAGAUGAACAAGAGGUCCUUCAAGUACGCAUGGGUUCUUGACAAACUCAAGGCUGAACGUGAGCGUGGUAUCACAAUUGAUAUUGCUUUGUGGAAAUUCGAGACCACAAAGUACUACUGCACUGUCAUUGAUGCUCCUGGACAUCGUGACUUCAUCAAGAACAUGAUUACUGGAACCUCUCAGGCUGAUUGUGCUGUUUUGAUCAUUGAUUCCACCACCGGUGGUUUUGAAGCUGGUAUUUCCAAGGACGGUCAGACCCGUGAACAUGCUUUGCUUGCUUUCACUCUUGGUGUGAAGCAAAUGAUUUGCUGCUGCAACAAGAUGGAUGCCACAACCCCGAAAUAUUCGAAGGCUAGGUAUGAGGAAAUUGUGAAGGAAGUGUCAUCCUACCUGAAGAAGGUCGGAUACAACCCUGACAAGAUCCCCUUUGUUCCAAUCUCUGGUUUUGAGGGUGACAACAUGAUUGAGAGGUCAACAAACCUUGACUGGUACAAGGGCCCAACCCUUCUCGAGGCUCUAGACCAGGUCAACGAGCCGAAGAGGCCAUCUGACAAGCCCCUCCGUCUACCUCUUCAGGAUGUCUACAAGAUUGGUGGCAUUGGUACUGUACCUGUUGGCCGUGUUGAGACAGGUGUGAUUAAGCCCGGUAUGGUGGUCACUUUUGGGCCAACUGGUCUGACCACUGAAGUGAAGUCUGUUGAGAUGCAUCAUGAGUCUCUUCCAGAGGCACUUCCUGGUGACAAUGUGGGAUUCAAUGUUAAGAAUGUUGCUGUCAAGGAUAUCAAGCGUGGCUAUGUUGCGUCUAAUUCCAAAGAUGACCCUGCCAAGGAAGCUGCCAGUUUCACCUCACAGGUCAUCAUCAUGAACCACCCUGGUCAGAUAGGAAAUGGCUAUGCCCCAGUUCUCGACUGCCACACCUCCCACAUUGCUGUCAAGUUCUCUGAAAUAUUGACUAAAAUUGAUAGACGGUCCGGUAAGGAGCUUGAGAAGGAGCCGAAGUUCUUGAAAAAUGGAGAUGCUGGGAUGGUGAAGAUGGUUCCCACCAAGCCCAUGGUUGUGGAGACCUUUGCUGAGUACCCUCCUCUUGGUCGUUUUGCAGUGAGGGACAUGCGGCAAACUGUUGCUGUUGGAGUCGUCAAGAGUGUGGAGAAGAAAGAUGCUACUGGUGCUAAGUUUACCAAGUCCGCAGUGAAGAAGAAAUGAAUUGUGUUUUUGCUUCCUCCCAAUGUGUUGCUUUGGUUAAUGUGUUGUCCUUUAAUACCUCAUUUUUUUGGUGCCAGUUCUCAGAAUUGGGUACUGGAUAGGCGAUGGCGAGACAUUACUUUUCUGUUGGACCUUAUUUUGUGAGUAUUUUUGUAUUGGGUGCCCUUUGCUAUCUUUAAGUCAGUGGCUCUCAGAGUUUUGUUGUCUUUUACGGAGUAGUUUAUGACCUUUAUGUUGGACUUUAAUGGAAAUGUAUGUCUGGUUUCCUAGCUUAUACUCUAUGUUAUAAUGUGUAUGUUUGAGCUGUGUAGUUCAUGAAGGGCAUAUCUAUAGUUCUAUAUAGUAAACUUGAGUUGUAAACAGAUGACGUGUCACAAUCUUAUUGGUUAACAAUAAUUUAUUAU